UGGCUUUCCUUUGCUCAGAAACCAUUAAUGGGAAGUGAACAUUUGUUAAACCUGAAGCAGAUCGUCAGUGAAUGGACCUAAUUGGAUGCUUUCAGCACAUCAGUAAACAUGAGCGGUACCAAACCUGAUAUACUGUGGGCGCCACACCAGGUUGAUAGAUUUGUUGUCUGUGACUCAGAACUGAGCCUUUAUCAUGUGGAAUCUACUGUGAAUUCAGAACUUAAAGCUGGAUCUUUACGUUUAUCUGAAGACUCUGCAGCUACAUUACUAUCCAUAAAUUCAGAUACACCCUAUAUGAAAUGUGUCGCAUGGUAUCUCAACUAUGACCCUGAAUGUCUCCUAGCAGUUGGACAAGCAAAUGGUCGAGUUGUACUUACAAGUCUUGGUCAAGAUCAUAAUUCAAAGUUCAGAGAUUUGAUAGGAAAAGAAUUUGUUCCAAAACAUGCACGACAAUGCAAUACUCUUGCAUGGAAUCCAUUGGAUAGUAACUGGCUGGCUGCUGGUCUGGAUAAACAUAGAGCUGAUUUUUCAGUGCUCAUUUGGGAUAUUUGCAGCAAAUAUACUCCUGAUAUAGUUCCCAUGGAGAAAGUGAGACUGUCAGCAGGUGAAACUGAAACAACAUUACUCGUGACUAAGCCACUUUAUGAAUUAGGGCAGAAUGAUGCAUGUCUCUCUCUCUGUUGGCUACCACGUGACCAGAAACUUCUCCUUGCGGGUAUGCAUCGUAAUCUAGCCAUAUUCGAUCUUCGGAAUACAAGCCAAAAGAUGUUUGUGAAUACAAAAGCUGUUCAGGGGGUGACAGUUGACCCAUAUUUCCAUGAUCGUGUUGCUUCCUUCUAUGAAGGGCAGGUUGCAAUAUGGGAUCUUAGAAAAUUUGAGAAGCCAGUUUUGACUUUGACUGAGCAGCCGAAGCCCUUGACAAAAGUAGCCUGGUGUCCAACUAGGACUGGUUUGCUUGCUACUUUAACAAGGGAUAGCAAUAUUAUUAGAUUAUAUGAUAUGCAGCACACACCUACUCCCAUUGGGGAUGAAACUGAACCCACAAUAAUUGAAAGAAGUGUGCAACCUUGUGACAAUUACAUUGCUUCCUUUGCCUGGCAUCCAACAAGUCAAAAUCGGAUGAUAGUUGUAACUCCCAACCGAACAAUGUCUGACUUCACUGUGUUUGAAAGGAUAUCUCUAGCUUGGAGUCCAAUUACAUCUUUAAUGUGGGCUUGUGGUCGACAUUUGUAUGAAUGUGCGGAAGAAGAAAAUGAUAAUUCUUUAGAAAAAGAUAUAGCAACAAAGAUGCGCCUUAGGGCUUUAUCAAGAUACGGACUUGAUACAGAACAGGUGUGGAGAAACCAUAUUUUAGCUGGAAAUGAAGACCCACAGCUCAAGAGUCUCUGGUAUACUCUGCACUUUAUGAAGCAGUAUACAGAAGACAUGGAUCAGAAAUCUCCAGGCAACAAAGGAUCAUUGGUUUAUGCAGGAAUUAAAUCAAUUGUGAAAUCAUCUUUGGGAAUGGUGGAAACCAGCAGACAUAACUGGAGUGGGUUAGAUAAGCAAACUGAUAUUCAGAAUUUAAAUGAAGAGAGAAUUUUAGCUUUACAGCUUUGUGGGUGGAUAAAAAAAGGAACAGAUAUAGAUGUGGGGCCAUUUUUGAAUUCCCUUGUACAAGAAGGAGAGUGGGAGAGAGCUGCUGCUGUGGCCUUGUUCAACUUGGAUAUUCGACGAGCAAUCCAAAUCUUAAAUGAAGGGGCGUCUUCAGAAAAAGGUGAUCUGAAUCUCAAUGUGGUAGCAAUGGCUUUAUCAGGUUAUACAGAUGAGAAGAACUCCCUCUGGAGAGAAAUGUGCAGCACUCUACGGUUACAGCUGAACAAUCCCUAUCUAUGUGUCAUGUUUGCAUUUCUGACAAGCGAAACAGGAUCUUAUGAUGGAGUUUUGUAUGAAAAUAAAGUUGCUGUACGUGACAGAGUGGCAUUUGCUUGUAAAUUCCUUGGGGAUAGUCAGUUAAAUAGAUAUAUUGAAAAGUUGACCAAUGAAAUGAAGGAGGCUGGAAAUUUGGAAGGAAUACUGCUUACUGGCCUUACUAAAGAUGGAGUGGACUUAAUGGAGAGUUAUGUGGACAGAACUGGAGAUGUCCAAACAGCAAGUUACUGCAUGUUACAGGGUUCCCCUUUAGAUGUUCUUAAAGAUGAGAGAGUUCAGUACUGGAUUGAGAAUUACAGAAAUUUAUUAGAUGCCUGGAGGUUUUGGCACAAACGGGCUGAAUUUGAUAUUCACAGGAGUAAAUUGGAUCCAAGUUCCAAGCCUUUAGCGCAGGUGUUUGUGAGUUGCAAUUUCUGCGGUAAAUCUAUCUCCUACAGCUGUUCAACUGUGCCUCACCAGGGCAGAGGUUUUAGUCAGUAUGGUGUCAGUGGCUCACCAACCAAAUCUAAAGUCACAAGUUGCCCUGGCUGUCGAAAACCCCUUCCACGGUGUGCACUUUGCCUCAUUAAUAUGGGAACACCUGUUUCUAGCUGUCCUGGAGGAACCAAAUCAGAUGAAAAAGUAGACUUGAGCAAGGACAAAAAAUUAGCCCAGUUUAACAACUGGUUUACAUGGUGUCACAACUGCAGGCAUGGUGGGCAUGCUGGACAUAUGCUUAGUUGGUUCAGGGACCACGCAGAGUGUCCUGUGUCUGCUUGUACAUGUAAAUGUAUGCAGUUGGAUACAACAGGGAAUAUGGUACCUGCAGAGACUAUUCAGCCAUAAAAUGUUACACUUAAAAAGAAACUUUCAAGUGUGGAGCUUUCUAAUAGAUGUCCUUCAUAGUUCAAAAACAUACCUCAGAACAAGUCACUCAUGACUUAACUGUAAUGGGAAAAUAAAUCAUUCUAUCAAAUCAGCAAUUUGAUGUUUGAGUGAAUUUGAUGUGCUUCACAGAGACAAGUGCUGCUGAAAUGAGCAUCAGAAUGUGGGCAUGAGUUCUACUCAGCUGAAAAGUUUGUUUUGGAAGACUUUCUUGGGUUUUGUUGAAAUUAUGAAUAUUGUGCAAGCAGAAUUUCUGGAAACAAGAAAAGACCUUGAACCUGUAUCUUCCAAGCUGAAACUGGAUAUCUUUCAAUAAAAACUGUAUACUUUUAAAAUAGAAUAAAGUGACUGGCUCAGUGAUUCAGAUGAUAGCUUAAGACUAUUCUAUGUUUAGAUCCCUUUCAGAUGAUAUUUAAACCAUGGAAUUUUACUUUGCGUAUCACCCUAUGUGACAUUGAAGAUUACAUUUUACCAAUGUAUGAUUGAUACAUAUUUUUAAAGAGCCUUUUUCUUCAUACACUUCUAUUUUAAGAAUAAAUCUUUUGGCAUAGACCAUAAUUGUCUUCCUAUAAAAGCCAAAAUUGAGAUUGUAUCUUACAGAUUUUUCUCUUCUGGAGAGAAAAAUAGUAUUAUUUUAGGAGAACAUGUUAGAAAAUUCUCAGUGUCAACCUUUGCUUUCUUAUGUCAUGAUUUGGCUUCAAAUAUUUUUUCCCCUAUUUAUUCAUCCUCUUACAGUUACCUGAGACAUUUUAUUGAACACAAAGUCUAUGCAAGAUUAAACGUGACCAAUCAUUCAACCUAAUUUAUGUCAGAGUGUCCUACUGUGAAAUAUCCUCCUUUUUUGAAAUUCUACUUUUUUCCAAGUAGACUGAGAUGCUGGAAGAAUAGAGAUGACUUUGGGUACAAUUUUGCUUUUAAUACAGGUUUUUAAAAAAAGCGUAUUUGGGUGCAUUUAAUGACUUUUGAACAUUUUUUUUUUUAGUUCCCUUUCAUAGCUAAAUAGAUGUAAAAGAAAUACAAAGGAUUUGUAGUAUGUAUUUCAGCUACAUAUGCAGAGGACUGAACUGCAUGUCAUAGUUGAAGCUGUAUCCAUAGAAAAAUAGUAAGCCUAAAUGUAGUUACUUUCUAGAUUUUGGAGAAACUAAAAAAUUUUUCAGGGGCUUUCAUGUAAGCAGUUUUAUCUGAUGAAACUAAGAUCUGUUACAUUAAGUGUGACCUAAAUACUGAACAUAAGUGGAUAAAAAUUUUUUUCUUUGAGGUAUGGCACAAUAAGCCCUUUUCUAACUAAACAUUGCAUAUCGACUCUAAGUGUCACCAACAUGACAAUCUUUGAAAGAAUUGGAAAUGGUAUUUUUUAAUGUUUUUCCAGUCUUUUAUCUUUUAUUUUACUUUAUUUACUAAAGCUUAACUUUUAAUGUUGCUUCAAUUGAAGUAUUAGUUUUCA
Molecule: messenger RNA, 4219 nt
Organism: Condylura cristata (star-nosed mole)
Lineage: Eukaryota; Metazoa; Chordata; Mammalia; Eulipotyphla; Talpidae
Gene: MIOS
Product: missing oocyte, meiosis regulator, homolog (Drosophila)
Exons: 11
Coding region: 109-2736 (875 amino acids)
Biological process (GO): positive regulation of TORC1 signaling; cellular response to amino acid starvation
Cellular component (GO): cytoplasm
Molecular function (GO): protein binding
Source: RefSeq, a predicted model, not a curated record